This is a messenger RNA of Pisolithus orientalis, 727 nucleotides long. RefSeq names its product Sm-like ribonucleoprotein. Gene Ontology annotation, cellular component: catalytic step 2 spliceosome; U1 snRNP; spliceosomal tri-snRNP complex. Bases 200 to 541 code for a protein of 113 amino acids. The record is from RefSeq and is a predicted model, not a curated record. NCBI's taxonomy places the organism in Eukaryota, Fungi, Basidiomycota, Agaricomycetes, Boletales, Pisolithaceae. Gene Ontology annotation, biological process: spliceosomal snRNP assembly; RNA processing. The transcript has 2 exons. Gene Ontology annotation, molecular function: RNA binding.
CCGUUCCAUCGCUCCCCCCCAUCGUUCAUCAUGAAGCUCGUCAGGUGAGUGUCAUUUCAUUAGUCCCUGCCCCGCCAUCGAUGUUCCAUCCUAAUCUCUCGCUUCAAACACGAGAUUUAUCCCUUUUUUUUCUACUUUCUGGCGGGCGAACGACGACGUUACUGACAAACUACCUUCUAAUCCUAUAAUCAGGUUUUUGAUGAAAUUGAACAAUGAAACGGUGACCAUCGAGCUCAAGAACGGGUCUGUCGUGCAUGGAACGAUCACAGGAGUCGACAUGCAAAUGAAUACACAUCUGAAAACCGUCAAGAUGACUGCACGGAAUCGGGACCCUACAUCCCUUGAUACCCUCUCGAUCCGAGGGAAUAAUAUCCGCUACUUCAUGCUCCCCGAUGCUCUCCCAUUAGACACCCUCCUCGUGGACGACGCACCAAAGCCGAAGGCGAGGAAGAAGGACGACACACGCGGCCGGGGUCGCGGAAGAGGGAUAGAUCGCGGCCGCCCGAGGGGGAGAGGUCGGGGACGUGGACGCGGUAUAUAGGGGUUGGCAUCGUCCGCAAACGCGGUCAUCUAUGGUCAUGUCGGAUCCUCGCUCGUCCCCGCAAUGUACAUGCAAAAGUCGACCCAUCCGGUCAGCCUGUAUUAGCUACAUUUUGUCAGUAUACUCGUUUUAUCUGUCAUCUUUUCCUUUCCCACCUGUACGUUCAUACCACCGUGUCGUGUGCCC